This is a messenger RNA of Branchiostoma belcheri (Belcher's lancelet), 2607 nucleotides long. RefSeq names its product galactosylceramide sulfotransferase-like. Gene Ontology annotation, biological process: glycolipid biosynthetic process. Lineage: Eukaryota; Metazoa; Chordata; Leptocardii; Amphioxiformes; Branchiostomatidae. The coding region runs from base 17 to 1570 and encodes 517 amino acids. The transcript has 7 exons. Gene Ontology annotation, molecular function: galactosylceramide sulfotransferase activity. Gene Ontology annotation, cellular component: membrane. The record is from RefSeq and is a predicted model, not a curated record.
AAAAGCAAGUUGUAACAUGGUGACUGAGGUAUCGGUGUUGAGGACAGUAUGUGUCUGUUUCGGUGUAAUAUUGGUGUUGUUUCUGUGUACGGACUGGGACAGUGUGGUGUCUCUCGAAAGGUGGACCGACAAGUUGCUGCCAAACUUCGAACAUGAACAGAAGAUCGUCGGGGAGUCCACGAAGGAAGAGAACGUCAAAGGGACACAUGUCGCGAGAACACCAACUAGCGACGGCCCUAGAGAGGACAACACCUCGGAUGACUGCUCACCCCGCAAGAACUUUGUGUUCAUGAAAGUUCACAAAGCCGGGUCUUCCACAACUACCCCCAUUGUAGCACGGUACGCUCUCAGACAGAACUGCACAGUGAUGUUUCCACUAGCCAGGGGGACUCUCAGCUGGCCAAACCUUCCCAGAGUAGACGACUACAUUCACAGACCUGACGAGAAGUACAGCGUUCUAUUCCACCACACCGUGUACAACAAAGAGUGGAUGGAGAGCAAGUUUCCCGCCAACACGGCGUACCUCGCAAUCAUACGGGAACCUUUCAGUCAUCUCAAGUCUUGCUUCAACUAUUACCGACUCGAUCGCAUCCUCCCGUUCAAGAACAAGACAAACCCUCUCAGGGAAUUCCUGAGAAACCCAGCCAAGUACCAUACAAGUGUAGUUCUUCAGGGUAUACUUGUGGAUAACACGAGGAACGCACAAGCUUUUGACAUGGGGUACCCGAUAGAGAAGGCAGAGAACAUGGAGAGUGGACGGGCGUACAUCCAACAGUUGGGCCGGGACUUCACGCUCGUUCUUAUAUUAGAAUAUCUGGAUCAUUCUUUGGUCAUGCUUAAAAGGCUGAUGUGCUGGGAGACAAGAGAUAUCCUGUAUGCAACAGCACCUAGAAACAGCAAAACGUACCCCUACAAGUCUUACCAACCCACGGACGCAGAGAGGGAGACCCAUCGGCAAUGGAGUCAGGUGGACUACGCCAUGUACGAUCACUUUAACCAGACCCUCUGGAGGAAGAUCAAGGAACAAGGGCCAGACUUCUAUGAGGAGUUGGCGUUCUUCCGUCAAGUCAACCAAGACGUCAACGACUUCUGCAGCAGGCAGGAGAACCAUGGAAAAGGACAAGAACUACCAGCAACAAAACACUUUCCGAAGUCGCUAUGGAGCAACGCCUUCGACUUCAACCACCAUUCCUGCACCUUGCUUAGCAUGGACUAUUCCGGCAUUGACACGUUUAUAAGAGAAGCACAGGACCAACAAAUGUUAAAGAAACCAUGCGAACAACAAAAAGUCGUAUCCAAACCGAACUUGUACUUUGUUCUUGACGGCCGUCCUGCUUUUAACACGCUGGGGGAUGUCAUGAACUACAAAGCCAAGAAAGAUACAAAACCUCUGAAUCGCGAACAGGCAAAAAUAAUAGAAAUGCUGAAAAAGUCUUUCCAGAAAUGCAAGAAAAAACAGGAAGGAAUGGAGGACUUUCAUCACGAAGUUGCUGGGAAGUUCAAAGUUAAAUCUUACGAAAUACCGGAGGAAAUGUUGGGCCUUCCGGAGAAAGCUGCAUGGAAAUUAUGACACCAUAAUUUCAGGGAGAAAGCAAUGGAAGACACGCGUCGUAUUUCUUUUAAACAAGACUCGGGAAGCUAGAAAUUCUUUUUUAAUGCAGAAAAAGCCCUCCAAUUUGACGUUUUGCCUAGGAUCUCAUGGAAUAGUUUCAUCAAAGAGACUUUUUUUACACAACCGAGGGUUUUAUACACAGCCAACAUUUUGGUGACCGUCUGUCACCUUCCUCAGGGCAAUUCUGACUCGUUCACAUUGUACAGCAUAUAUAUGUAAAUACUUUGCGUUUGGGAACGCAUCUAUAAUCAUCACGUGUACAGCCGUGUCCUGCAUUAUAUCAUAAAAUCAAAUAUUUACAAACACAAUUUUAUGUAACAGAAUUUGCAGGUUCACAUGAUACAUAAUGGUACUAAUAUAAUACAUAAAAUUCUUUAGUAAUCUUUACAUAUAAUUCUUAUAUACAGUUUCGCUGACAAAUACAAUUGGCCAGCAAUAUGCAACAUUUCAGUGUUAUAAACAAAAGCAAUAGAAAGAGCAGCAAAACAGUUGAGAAUAUCCGUUAUAUAUUACUUUUCCUAUUUUCUGAAAUGAUUUGCUGUAUGCACGAGUAAAUGUAAUCAUCAUUUUUCUUCCAAAUCAAUCAAAUGACGUACUAAACGUUUAAUACCAGCUUAAAGCCUUGCCUUCGAUCACCAGAGUUACUUGUAUCAACCAAGGAUUGAGGUGUUAAACAAUCUCACAUUUUCUUAGAACUAUCGUAGAGUGGAACUCGCUGUCACCAAGUACAGUAUGGGCAUUAUCAUUAGAUAGCUUUAAACAAUGUACGCCUGCAUUUAGAUGUAUAUAUGUGCAGAUGUAACAGGUUGUUCGGUGUAAUGCUAGUCUGCUGUAUAUCUACAUGUAGUUUAAGACCUUAUGAAAGUCGCUGUACUUUUGUUGUUUCAAUAAAGUUCACUGUAUAGCCAGCUGCGGCCGCGUCACGUGUCUAUGAAACCGGUGUGUUAUACCGAUGGGCGGUUUUGUACAGAUAAAGAUACUUUUCUUUAUAUUCU